AUGACCGUAAUAAUUGGUCAAAUAGGAGCGUCUAUUCACAAGAACCAAGCAGAAGAAAUUCAUGUUGCAGCCAUUGAUUUUGGAGUUCAUACUUUUCUUACUUGGUAUUCACUUAAAAUUGGUCAUGGAAACAUUAGUGAUAAAGAUAUUAAUUGUAUUUUCUGUCUAGGUCAUGCUCUUAAUUCUUUCAUUUUGUGCACCACUAAAGUAUCAGCAAAAAAAUGA
This is a messenger RNA of Diversispora eburnea, 225 nucleotides long. The record is from the annotation of a GenBank genome assembly. Lineage: Eukaryota; Fungi; Glomeromycota; Glomeromycetes; Diversisporales; Diversisporaceae.